Molecule: messenger RNA, 762 nt
Organism: Cucurbitaria berberidis CBS 394.84
Lineage: Eukaryota; Fungi; Ascomycota; Dothideomycetes; Pleosporales; Cucurbitariaceae
Exons: 2
Coding region: 1-762 (253 amino acids)
Source: RefSeq, a predicted model, not a curated record
AUGACACCUCUAGCUUAUAGAGCAUUUAAGCACCGCGCUGGUUUCCUGGACCUUGCAGGAGAGAUCCGCAACCAAAUCUACGAGCUCGUGAUGCUGAAUGCAGAAAGGGCCAUCGAUAUGGUCACUCUGGUCCACUACCCGCGAGAGGUGUUCUCGCCUCAAACACUUGGCUACCGCGGUCUCACUCAAACCUGCCGCCAGGUCCGCCGGGAAUUCCUGCCUCUCUACAAUAAGCGCAAUGUAUACGUCGAAAUCGAUAUCAGGGAUAUUACGCGCUUCGUCAACACAUUCUACCACCCCAAGGAUUUGGAGAGGCUCAAAAAGACGAGUGGAAGCAUUGAAAUCAGCCUAGAUCGUGAGAUGACCAAUCCUCGCGUCGACCUAUCCGACGAACUGGACUUGCUCCCGCUCUUGAGACUGCUCAUCAAGGUGCCUCAUCUACACGCCCGACUGGUUGCUACAACAUACAUCCACGAAGAUGGUGUACCCCGGUUCAUCCACGAUUUGGGCACACUUUUUCGCCUUGUAAAGACCGACAAGAAGAUGUUAUAUCAUAUUCUACACUCGAUGCAACGGCUUGUGCUCAAACCCCUUCCAUCUCGAGAACCGGAGGCACCACGACCAGAGCUUGAGAUGUGGUUGGCAGCAGUACCAACGGGUCGGGAUAUCGCAUUGCAGAAGAUGAUUGCUCGAGAUACUGGCUUUUCGGAUCUCAAAGCGUUGGCCAUCUCCUUUCCUUACUUUUAUACGACUACGAGAUGA